AUGAGCGCCGAGGCGGAGGACGCGCCGCUGCUGGUGGGCGGCGGCGCCCAGCGCCGGCCUCCGUCCCCGCGCCGCAGCAGCAGCGCCCCCGACGAGGCCGCGCUGGAGCUGGAGCUGGGGCGUCUGCACGCGCAGCUGGCGCAGGAUGCGCGUCCCAAGCCGCAGCAGACGCAGCGAGUCAAGGAGAUGCGGUCCGAGAGCGGCGCGUCGUCCGCCGUCUCCGCCGCGAGGAGCGUCAAGGCGGCCGAGCGGAUCUCGGUGGCGGUGGUGGUGGUGCACCUGCUCAAGGGCAACAUCGGACCGGGGGCGAUGUCGCUGCCCAACGGCUUCUCCAAGACGGGCGUCUACGCGGGUCCAGUGCUGUUCGUCGUUGUGGCGCUUGUAUCCGUGUACAACAUGGAGCUGCUGCUGCGCUGCAAGCACCUGGUGAGUCCAAGAGCGCCCAUGUCCUUCGGAGACGUUGGAAGGGAGAUCCUGGGUCCCAAGGGGAAGAUGUUCAUCGACGUGUUCCUAGUGGGCACGCAACUCGGCAUCUGCUGCGUUUACUUCACUUUUGUGGCGACCAACAUCCACGUCGUUCUCCCUGAAAGUCUCCAGGACGCUAUCAAUGAGCGGCAACUCAUCUUCGCCAUAUUUCCUGUGCUUCUCAUGCUCUCCUGGGUGCGUACGCUACGCCGCAUCACGCCGUUCUCUGGACUCGCCAACUUUGCAGUGCUGUCGGGCAUCGCCAUCGUCUUUUACUACUCCAUCGACUAUUGGAAGCACCCGAAGAUUCAGCCGCGACAGAGCCCUCUGCUUGCAGACUGGAGUCAAUUACCCGAGUUCUACGGCACGGCGGUGUACUCUUUCGAGGGCAUCGGUCUCGUGCUGCCCAUUCAAAACGCAAUGGCUGAGCCCGAGAGGUUCUCGCGAGUGCUGGCAAUCUGCAUGCUGUCCAUCCUGGUGCUUUUCCUUUUCAUCGGAGAGGUGCCAACUAUCGCCUUCGGCCGAAUCGACAAUGGUAGCAUGACGGCCGUACUGCACGACUACUGCGAGGGCUGGCUUGUCACGAUGGCAAACGUAGCGCUAGCCUUUGCGUGCACGCUCUCCUUCCCCAUCCAGUUUUACCCUGCGAUCGACGUGCUGGAGCGGAUGCUGCGGCAUAAGUCUCUGAUGCGGCCAGCACCACCGGCGGAGCCUGCGCGCGUGGCAUUGGAAGCGCGCCGGCGCCGCAAGGCCAAAAAGAAACAGCAGUACCGCUCGUUGCAUGGACUUGAAGGCGGUCUGGACUACGACUGUGACGGCCAGGCCGACGACCACGACGUUAUCCUAUCUGCCAGCACCAGCAACAAGAGUCGGCCACUAUCGCUCUACUCGCUACAAACGAUGCGGCAGUCCUUCUCCCCUAUCGCUUCUCUAGCCACGGUAGCGGCUGCAGCUAGCAUGUCUUCAUCUCGGUCGUCGGUUGGCUGUCUGGAGAGAUUGGUCUGCAAUUUAUCACCGUACGAAUGCAAUCGCACGCUGUUUCGCUCCAUGCUGUGCACGAGCCUCAUGGUCAUUGCGGUCUGCGUUCCUGACGUGGGUCUUCUCAUCAGCCUCUUCGGAUCCGUGGGCUCGAGCAUGCUAGCGAUUGUGCUGCCACCCGUGCUCUACAUCGUGGCCUCGGGCUCCACACUCUCACUACCCUCGCGUGUAUUCCACUGGGGGAUCGUUGUCUUCGGCAUCGUUGGGAUGAUCGCUGGCACCGUGCAGGCCAUGCGCCAGGUCAUAGCCUCCUUCAACUGA
Phytophthora sojae is the source of this 1764-nucleotide messenger RNA. RefSeq lists its product as hypothetical. The transcript is spliced from 5 exons. NCBI's taxonomy places the organism in Eukaryota, Oomycota, Peronosporomycetes, Peronosporales, Peronosporaceae. Gene Ontology annotation, biological process: amino acid transmembrane transport. The record is from RefSeq and is a predicted model, not a curated record. Gene Ontology annotation, molecular function: amino acid transmembrane transporter activity. The coding region runs from base 1 to 1764 and encodes 587 amino acids.